CAACAGAAAACUGUUUUUCUCAGAAUGUUGAUCUGUUCCUCCUACGUGUUGGUAUCCGGUUUCGUUAUUACACCCAAAACACAGUCUUCAAAAUGCAACUCGGUGCUGAUGCGCAACAAAAUUUUUGUACCCAGUUGAGCUCGCACUCCUUGAGCACACAUGCGCUCAGACGAAUGAGCACGCUCCGAAACACAGAUGAAAUGUUUGGUUGUCAGCACCGUUCUUAUGGCGGGUUUACAUUAGGGAGAUCUAUAGCUAUAGAUGGAUUUAUUCACGUGAAAAUAGGUGUAAACGGUUUUAAGCUGAAGGAGGCGAAGUAUACAGAGUUGGAGCAGCUGCAUCGAUCUCAAGAAACACGAAAGUUUUAUCAGAAGCUCAACGUAUCCCGCAAAGGCUUUGUGCCACGAGCCAAAAUGUGUCGGGAUAAGAAUGGGAGUACUCUGACGGACAAUCGUGAAGUGGCGGAAAGGUGGAAGCAACCUGUUGCGGCAGCUCAUUAGAAAAUAAAUAUAUUGUGAACCCUACUUCUAAGCCAAGUUACAUUGUGGUAAUAGAUUGCAACAUGCGAGGGAAAUAUUUCAAUAUUGAAAAUUAUAGUAAAAUUAUAGUAUACCUCACUCUCUCUAAGUAUUAAUUCUCCUGAUAUAAAUCGCUGAUCUCAGCAAGAACAAUAUAAUCUAUUGAAGCAGAUAACUCUUUGUAACGAGUAUUCA
Messenger RNA from Toxorhynchites rutilus septentrionalis, 713 nucleotides. RefSeq lists its product as uncharacterized. The coding region runs from base 93 to 500 and encodes 135 amino acids. The record is from RefSeq and is a predicted model, not a curated record. Lineage: Eukaryota; Metazoa; Arthropoda; Insecta; Diptera; Culicidae. The transcript is spliced from 2 exons.